Sphaerodactylus townsendi is the source of this 3451-nucleotide messenger RNA. It is a transcript of the gene KCNQ2, whose product is annotated as potassium voltage-gated channel subfamily Q member 2. The record is from RefSeq and is a predicted model, not a curated record. Gene Ontology annotation, biological process: transmembrane transport; potassium ion transport. NCBI's taxonomy places the organism in Eukaryota, Metazoa, Chordata, Lepidosauria, Squamata, Sphaerodactylidae. Gene Ontology annotation, molecular function: voltage-gated potassium channel activity. Gene Ontology annotation, cellular component: membrane.
CCCGCCCGCCCGCCCGCCAUGCCGACGCCCCGCUCCGGGCCCGGGCAGCCCCCCGGGCCGCCCCCGCCGCCCCUCUGAGCGCCGGCCCGUCCGGCGGCCCCCCACGGCGGCGGCAGGAUGGUGCAGAAGUCGCGCAACGGCGGCGUGUACGCGGGCGGCGCCGGCGAGAAGAAGCUGAAGGUGGGCUUCGUGGGGCUGGACCCCGGCGCGGCCGAGUCCACCCGCGACGGGGCGCUGCUGAUCGCCGGCCCGGAGGGGGGCAGCAAGCGGGGCUCCAUCCUCAGCAAGCCCCGCUCGGCCGCCGCCGGGAGGCCCCCCAAGAGGAACGCCUUCUACCGCAAGCUCCAGAAUUUCCUCUACAACGUGCUCGAGAGGCCCCGAGGCUGGGCGUUCAUCUACCACGCCUACGUUUUUCUACUAGUUUUCUCCUGCCUGGUGCUGUCCGUUUUUUCAACUAUUGCGGAGUAUGAGAAGAGUUCGGAAGGUGCCCUCUACAUUCUGGAAAUAGUCACCAUUGUGGUCUUCGGAGUUGAGUACUUUGUGCGAAUCUGGGCUGCGGGCUGCUGCUGCCGGUAUCGAGGCUGGAGAGGAAGAUUGAAAUUUGCCCGCAAACCAUUUUGUGUUAUCGACAUCAUGGUGUUAAUUGCCUCUAUUGCCGUGCUGGCCGCGGGAUCCCAGGGGAAUGUCUUUGCUACCUCUGCGCUCAGAAGCUUGCGGUUUCUGCAGAUACUGCGUAUGAUACGGAUGGACCGUAGAGGGGGAACCUGGAAACUUCUGGGGUCCGUGGUGUAUGCCCACAGUAAGGAAUUGAUCACUGCCUGGUAUAUCGGCUUCCUGUGCCUCAUUUUAGCCUCCUUUCUUGUGUAUUUGGCUGAGAAGGAAGAAAACGAGGAGUUCGAUACGUACGCAGAUGCACUUUGGUGGGGUUUGAUUACUUUGACCACUAUCGGCUAUGGGGACAAGUACCCGAAGACCUGGAACGGCCGCCUUCUCGCUGCAACGUUCACCCUCAUCGGUGUAUCCUUUUUUGCUCUGCCUGCUGGCAUUCUCGGUUCCGGCUUUGCUCUGAAGGUUCAAGAGCAGCACCGUCAGAAACACUUUGAAAAGCGGAGGAACCCUGCGGCAGGCCUGAUUCAGGCUGCCUGGAGGUUCUACGCCACCAACCUCUCCCGCACCGAUUUACACUCCACCUGGAAUUACUACGAACGAACCGUCACCGUUCCCAUGUACAGUUCGCAAGCUCAAACGUAUGGUCCUUCCAGACUCAUUCCUCCUUUGAACCAGUUGGAGCUCCUGCGGAACCUGAAGAGUAAAUCCGGAUUGACUUUCAGGAAAGAACAGCAACCCGAGCCGUCUCCAAGUCAAAAGGUCAGCUUGAAAGAUCGUGUCUUCUCCAGCCCCCGGGGUGCCACCACGAAAGUUAAAGGUUCCCCUCAGGCUCCUGUUGUCCGAAGGUCCCCCAGUGCCGACCAAAGCAUCGAGGACAGCCCCAGCAAAGUGCCGAAGAGCUGGAGCUUUGGGGACAGGAGUCGAGCCCGGCAGGCUUUCCGCAUCAAGGGAGCUGCAUCGCGUCAGAACUCGGAAGAAGUCAGCCUCCCUGGAGAAGACAUUCCAGAUGACAACAAGAGCUGCAACUGUGAAUUUGUAACAGAGGAUCUGACGCCGGGCCUCAAAGUCAGCAUCAGGGCUGUCUGCAUCAUGAGGUUUCUCGUGUCCAAGCGGAAGUUCAAAGAGAGCUUGCGGCCCUACGAUGUGAUGGACGUCAUUGAACAGUACUCUGCAGGACAUCUGGACAUGCUCUCCCGGAUCAAGAACCUCCAGUCCAGAGUUGACCAGAUUGUUGGGCGAGGGCCAUCAAUCACCGAUAAGGACCGGACCAAAGGCCCAGCAGAAGGGGAGCUUCCCGAGGAUCCAAGUAUGAUGGGCAGACUUGGGAAGGUGGAAAAGCAGGUUCAGUCCAUGGAGAAGAAGUUGGACUUCUUGGUCAACAUCUAUAUGCAACGGAUGGGGAUCCCGCCAACAGAAACAGAAGCCUACUUUGGAUCCAAAGAGCCCGAUCCAGCACCGCCGUACCACAGUCCCGAUGACAGCCGAGAACACAUCGACAAAAACGGGUGCAUCAUCAAGAUCAUUCGCUCCACCAGUUCCAUGGGACAGAAGAACUUCUCUGCACCACCAGCCACAACGGUGCCAAACAAUUCAUGCCCCCCUUCCACUUCGUGGCAGUCGUACCACCGGCAAAGCCACAGCACCUCCCCGGUUGGGGAUCCGGGUUCUUUGGUGAGAAUCCCUCCGCCCCCUUCGCACGAGCGCUCCUUGUCAGCCUACAGCGGUGGGAACCGGCCUAGCACUGAAUACGAUCGAACGGGCGACGUUUCGCGAACACACCGCGCCCUGAGGGACAGUGACACCUCCAUUUCCAUCCCAUCCGUGGAUCACGAAGAACUAGAGCGUUCCUUCAGUGGAUUCAGCAUUUCCCAGUCCAAAGAAAAUCUGGACGUCCUCAACAACGGUUGCUACACAGCCGUGGCCAAAAUCAGACCCUACAUUGCAGAAGGGGAGUCAGAUACAGAUUCUGACCUUUGCACCCCCUGUGGCCCUCCGCCGAGGUCGGCGACGGGCGAGGGACCUUUCAGCGACAUGGGGUGGUCGACUCCGAGACAGUGAAGCAAUUGGGAAACCAUCUGAAUUCAUGUCAAGAGAGUGAGCCAGCUGUGCUGUCCACGUACCGACCACCUUCAAGAGAGCAAGAACUUCGUGUUCUGUGAUGCAGAAGUCGUGGCUGUUUCGUCCCAGCUGACUGGGGGUGGGGGGUGGGGUGGAGAAGCAGAUGCUAUGCCUGUUCUCUGCGACGAGAGGAUGCCGUAGUGAAUAAUUUGAAGCCUUGAAAUCUCUGGAUUUCUUUCGUACUGUGUUUCUAAAAAGCGAGUGGAGGCACUGUUAUCAUACGCCCGGGUGGGUAACCGUGAUGCUUGGUAACUUUUUACCUUAACGAGGCACAGGAAUCACUAAAGGGUGGUUGAGUUAUUGGCGAGUAGCUGUUUUUUUUAAAACUAAAAAUAGGUAGAGGCACUGAGUUAUUGAUCCCAUGCAAAAACCUGCUCCCAUGAUCUCAUGGGGGGAGGGAGAACCUCAAUCUUACAUGCAUGGUGGUUUAAAAAUUACAGAGAAAUUAACAAUGAGAUCUUCCAAGUGCGAAACACAAUCCAGCAAGGGGCGUGGAAAGGGUACGUGAUGUGCAGACAGCGCACGUUUCAAGGAACAGUGGAAGAACGGAGACGGUUUUCUCCGGUUGGGUUGGGGGUAGGGCUUCACCUUUGACCGGAGCACUCAUGCGCAACAGCUAAGAAAUACUCUGGAAUGCAAAGCUGGUUUGACAUAAUUAUGUAUGUGUGUGUGUGUGUGUGUUUCUUAAAGAAGCAUCUGCAGGUUGGCAUCUGACAGUUCUUGA